AUGCUGACAAUAUCUCCAGGCUGCGCGGUGCAACCGACACCUUGCGUGCAGAGGCAGACACCCAGACCAAGCACACCAGGCAGAGGUGUGCAAUUUGUUGCCUCCGUGGCUUGUUCUGCGUUAGCAUGGGCAAGGUGCAUCUCAAGCUGUGGCCGAGGUUCCCAUUUUAAGUGCGUAGCGAGACGUGCUACUAGGGAGGCACCUCCCCGUCCGCCAAGAGAAGAUCCAACACCUUUUCCUCGUGAACCGAUCUUUCCACCUGAACCAUUUCGUCUGCUGGAGCUUUUCAGCGCAGAUGAGCCAGAUGCGGAGGAUUUGAUCGAUGCCUUGGAAGACUUCCAGGAGUUGCACGAGACAGACAGGCAUUGGGGGCGAUUUCCAAGCCACGUUGCGGAUUGCGGGAAGAUUGCCUACAAUAAGGGCCAGCUUCAAAUCGUUCAAGGAAUCCUGCAAUGUAUGGAGCAGGAGACAAACGAUGAGUUGCGAACAGUCGCGCUGGAAGUGCUGCUGACAUUGAUGAUUGGAGGGUCUACACGGACUCGAUGCCCACCAACUCUCGUGCUGGAGGCCGGCGCUGUUGGUGUGCUGAGCCAGAUCGCAGAUCAGGAGGAUAUAACGGCUCUUGAGAUCCUUUUAGAACUGGCACGCAUGGCUCCGGACUUCAUGCUGCCAGACAUCAUAGAGCAAGGUGCUGCGAACUCAUGCCUUAAAGUCCUGGACAACUCUGGCGCUGCGCCGAUGGACCAGCUGACAGCACUGAACCUUCUCUUUUCGCUGACCAAGCGAGCUCCAGCACCUAUCGCAGCCAGUGGUGCCUAUGACAUUGUCAAGGGAGUGACAAACGUUGCUCUUAUACCAAGACGCAACAAGAUCAUGAAUUAUUUGCGACCACUGGUGGAGCACGAGGGUGACACACCUGCUCUCACCAACAUCAGGACUGCUGGGCGCAAAGUUGGAAAGCCGGCGUGA
Molecule: messenger RNA, 969 nt
Organism: Effrenium voratum
Lineage: Eukaryota; Dinophyceae; Suessiales; Symbiodiniaceae
Source: the annotation of a GenBank genome assembly